GCAGUUAAUUCUAGAUACACAGGCCUAUAUAAACACUAAAAUAGCUUCGUGGCAUUGUUAGUGUUCAAACUGAAAUCAAGGGUCAACCGCAAUCCAAAGCCGAAACCAUGAAACACGCUGUUGGAAUUCUGUUGCUGGCAGUUGUUUUUGUUGUGGUAACAGCUGCGCCAUCUGACUUACCUGCACAUCAAAGGGAUACGAGGCAGGCGCCAUCCAUACCCAGUCCUGGCGACAUGGCUGAUAUGGCUUCAUCUCUCCCAGGAGCCGACAAGUUUAAACUUCCGAAACUACCUACUCCCGAAGAAGCAGCGAUCAAAGUUUUAGAAAACGUCCCCGAACCUCUCCUUGAAGCCGCAGAAUCAGUAGGAGAGGCUGUUGAAGGUUUCAUGCCGUCAGAGAGCGAAACGGAUGCUGAACCUCCCAGUGUCGAAGACAUUGCAGCAAAGGGCAUGGAACAAGCAGGAAAAAUAGCUUCAAAAUUGGGAAUUGGGAGCAACUAGAGCAACAGUGGGUUACAAAUCUACACGAACUGGUUGUAAAACCGGUUCUACUCAUAAUGAUAUUUGCUCUCCCAGCCUCGUAAUUACAGACACGUCUACUUACUGCAUUAUGCCUUAUUCCCUUCCAUGGAUGUGACUUGUCAACAUGAUAAUGUCAGAUAUUUCUUCCAUUGACUCGCUAGAAUUAAUUUUAUUUUCAAUCACUUAUUUAUAACAUUAUUUCCUCACAAAUGUGUAUUAUUAUUUGCAUUGGUGGUAGUUGGCCAUGUAGCACGUGAUUAAUUUCAUUGAUAUGCAAUAAAGUAACAUAAUUUAUAUGCUA
Messenger RNA from Zootermopsis nevadensis, 822 nucleotides. RefSeq lists its product as uncharacterized. The record is from RefSeq and is a predicted model, not a curated record. NCBI's taxonomy places the organism in Eukaryota, Metazoa, Arthropoda, Insecta, Blattodea, Termopsidae.